UGUUCAUCCUCGUUUCACACGUCUAGUGGGCGAUUUAACCCUAUGGCGUCAUGUAAAUUUUGGCCGAACGCCCCUGAGUCUGCAGUUUCUCCAUAAGUUUAUACGAUUUCUGGGUCCACACACACUAACCAUCACUGUGACUGGAUUUGUCAAGUCCAGUGUUCGAUUGCAUCCAAAAGGGUCAAUGUGUAUCUCUGAAGCAUUUUUGACGAGCCUGAAACGUCGUUGUCCUCACCUUCAAGAACUCAAUCUUCAUCGGUGCUAUAUUGAUGCUUCCACUAAAUUCUCUGCUUUGCCAGCAUCUCUAAAAAUGUGUCUCUGUGUGGGUCGGCACUUUUUAAUUUGCCACAGGUUUGUAUUCAAUUAAACUCAAGAAACAGAAGUUUGACAAUGUUUCUUUUAACCUAGAUAGAUAAUAUCCAGUGGAGAGAAAGGGCAGUAAUAGUAGCAGGAGUUAUUCUGUGUACUUGUGUUUGUUUAAUAUAUUGUACUUCAGGAAGAGGCUAUGAGAACACUGUACUGUAUAGGGCAAAUCUAAAGGGGCAAUACUGUAUAUGGAGUGAUUGAGAAGAGAAAGCUUGUACAGAAAUUUGAUAGUAGGUGACUUUGUGAAUAAUUGAGAAACAGGUAUGUACAGUACUGUACAGUCAGUCCUUGAUUUUUAUUUAUGAAAGGGUUCCAUUCUUGAAAACCUUUCAUAAAUCAAAUUCUCAUAAGUUGGAUCCCAGCUUUCUGUAGACCCCCAUUAUAAAAGAUGAGAUAUGUUUUCAUAAAAAAAAAAUCCAAAUAUAUUUUUAAUGAAAAUUUUUGGUGUACAAUCAAAGACAAAAGUCGUGUCGCAAUUUUGUCUGAAGAUUAAAUAUAACAAGUGAAACAUUGUUCAGCCUGUUACACUACUUACGGUAGUCUUCACAGUAACAAGGCGGUCUCAAGAAGGUAGGUGGAAGAAAAAAGAAGAAUCACUUACAAUGUUUGCUGACUAAGUUUUCCUUUGGAGGAUUUUUAAAUCAUCUUGAGCAGUUGAAUUGAAUUUUGUCUCCAGAAACUUUCCUCCCAAAUUCUGAAGGUUUGUCAAACUUGGAAAAAAAAAAUCACGUCACUAAUUUUUAAAAUAACUCGGGCAAAUAGAAAUGACUUUAAAUGGAGCAAGUUCUGGGAUGAGAUCAGUAUUUAGUAAUUUCCCUCCAUAUUUUGGGGUAUUUAUGGGUUCUGUUGUCUAUAUGUUAAAUUUUGACUUCACCCAUCUGGACUGCUUACUUACCUUGUUAAAACUCCUUAGAAAUUUAGUGUCUUUUUAACCAUGUUUUCCUUUAGUCUUCUCUUUAUUAUGUGUUGUCCAUUUAAUAUCCUGAGAAUGAUAGGUUCAGUAGCAAGCCCAAUGAUAGAUUCUUAAAUUUCCUUAUCACUUAGUAAAUAUUUCAGAAUCAUUAUGGUGGUCGUGACAUCUCAUUUUCCGGCUGGAAAAGCAUUUACCUGUGUUGGAGGAAGUGAUCCUUGAAGGUUGUGGUGCAUGGCUCACGAGGCAAGACCUCACACUGCUCAUGAGUCACUGUCCAGCCUUACAAAUUGUGAAUGUUGGUCCUGCAAGAUACACACGUACAGGGCUUUGUUCAUGGGAUAAACGUGAUGAUAAACAUAGUAGCAGAAUUAUUCUCACUCGCAAAUGGAGAGCUUAAGUUGCAAUGUGGAUAAUUCCUACAUGAAGGAUCAAGUGAAGUAGUAUUUGAAGUGACCUCACAGAACUAGCUUGGAAUACUAUUCGCUUUGUGUUUGAGAAAUUUUUUCACAGUGAACUGUUAAAAGAUAAACAGAAAUAUGGAUUUGAAAUAUGUUUGUUUCACUGAGUAACUAGUAAAGUGAACUAGGAAUCUCCUUUAAUAACCCAUUCUCACCUGUAGGUAUUUAUUUUCUCAAACUUUAAUUUGUUAUUUUGGACUUUUGCAAUAAACCAAUAAGAAUAGCUCUUUAUUCUGGACUGCAGUGGUGAGAAGAGGUUGAUAUACUGGACUCCUUAGAUAACAAUGGCCAUGUUACACCGAGUCUGGUUCCUUCUCCUGGUGUUCCUCAUCUUGCUGGCCUGAAGGCUUGACCAGAGAACCAGAUGGAACUGGUUCAUUGUAUUAUUCAUGUGGUUUUAUGAUGCAAUACUUCUAAUAUACAUAAGCAUCCACAUGAUUGAUGAGUGCCGGAGAGCAGUGGAGGAGCCUGGAGGCUCACACCAUCGUGCCUUGUGGCCUCUGUCAGUUGUAAUUCUUAAGAUGGCAUUCAUGGUAGCACUAUGUUUCAAGUUAGAGAAUCAUGAUGCUUAUAUGCCAUCAUUCUAUGUUCUCCUACCACUGUGGACUCUGUUAAUGGGCCUUUGUGGCAAAGUUCUCCGUUGUCUUGUGCUGCAGCACCAAGACCGUUACCCUAUCUGCAUUGUCAUUACUGAAGUGAUGUUUUAUUUCUCCAGAAAUAUGGUUACUGGAAGAAUGUGUAAUGUACAAGUAUGUAUCAAGAAAUGGUAUAUAUAGAGUUGGAUUAUCCAAAUUUCUUGUCAACAAAAUCUUUAAAGGUCUUUUCUUAUAUUAGUUUCAGGAAUUUAGUUUUUGUUUGCCAAUUAAAGCAUUUUUUUUCAGGUGUUACUGACUGUCACAUGUGUCUUCUGAGAAUUGAAUGCAUAUAAUUUCUUUAUAAUUUGCAUAAUAAAUUAUUUUAAAAA
Messenger RNA from Homarus americanus (American lobster), 2701 nucleotides. RefSeq names its product transmembrane protein 60-like. The record is from RefSeq and is a predicted model, not a curated record. Lineage: Eukaryota; Metazoa; Arthropoda; Malacostraca; Decapoda; Nephropidae.